Molecule: messenger RNA, 3382 nt
Organism: Tupaia belangeri chinensis (Chinese tree shrew)
Lineage: Eukaryota; Metazoa; Chordata; Mammalia; Scandentia; Tupaiidae
Gene: CYP8B1
Product: cytochrome P450 family 8 subfamily B member 1
Exons: 1
Coding region: 177-1682 (501 amino acids)
Molecular function (GO): heme binding; iron ion binding; sterol 12-alpha-hydroxylase activity
Source: RefSeq, a predicted model, not a curated record
GAACAUUUUGGUUCCCAGGAACGAUCACAUUCGGUUAUUUACUGUAACUUGCAGUGACAGGGCAAGGUCCAGGAGGACAGGCCUUUUCAUUCUUGGCUUGUCAAGACCUUCCAAAGCUCUUCUGGCACCUGGAGAACCGCACAGCAGUCUGGAGCUUACCCUGCAGGAGCAUAGCCAUGGUGCUCUGGGGUCCAGUGCUAGGAGUCCUGCUGGUGGUUAUUGCAGGGUACCUGUGCCUACCGGGGCUGUUUCGACAGCAGAGGCCCCACGAGCCACCUCUGGAUAAGGGGCCCUGGCCCUGGCUGGGCCAUGUCAUACCCUUCCGGAAAAAUAUGUUUGAAUUCUUGAAGCACAUGCGAGCCAAGCACGGGGAUGUGUUCACUGUGCAGCUAGGGGGCCAGUACUUCACCUUUGUCAUGGAUCCCCUUUCCUUCGGCCCCAUCCUCAAGGAUGUGGAAAGAAAACUGGACUUCGUGCAGUAUGCAGAAGAGCUGGUGCUGAAGGUAUUUGGGUACAGUGCAGGGCAGGGGGACCACCAGAUGAUCCGCUCAGCCAGCACUAAGUAUCUGAUGGGGGAUGGCUUGAAGGAUCUCAAUAAGGCCAUGCUGAACUGCCUGUCCUUGGUGAUGCUGGGGCCCACCGGCCGGAGUCGAGGUGCUGACCGCUGGCAGGAGGACAGCCUCUUUCACUUCUGCUAUCGCAUUUUGUUCAAGGCUGGCUUCCUGAGCUUGUUUGGCUGCACAGAGGACAAGGAGCAGGACCUGCUGCAGGCCGAGGAGCUAUUCGUGCAGUUCCGCAAGUUCGACCUUCUCUUCCCUCGGUUUGUCUACUCCCUGCUGUGGCCCCGGGAGUGGCUAGCUGUGGGCCAACUCCAGCAGCUCUUUCACAAGAUGCUGUCUGUGGAACACUUCCCAGAGAGGGACGGUGUAAGCAGCUGGAUACACUACAUGCUUCGGCAUCUGAGAGAGGGGGGCGUCACCCCAGCUAUGCAGGACAAGUUCAACUUCAUGAUGCUGUGGGCCUCCCAGGGGAACACAGGGCCUACCUCAUUCUGGGCCCUCUUGUUCCUCUUGAAGCACCCAGAAGCCAUGCAGGCUGUGAGGGAAGAGGCCACUCAGGUCUUGCGUGAGGCCAGGCUAGAGGCCAACCAGUACUUUGUCUUCGAAUUGAGUGCCUUGCAAUGCACUCCAGUGCUGGACAGUGUGAUCCAGGAGACGCUGCGCCUGGGGGCAGCCCCCACCCUCUACAGGAGAGUGCACGAAGACUACACCCUGAAGACGGCCAGUGAGAAGGAGUACCUGUUCCGCCAUGGAGACGUCGUGGCCCUCUUCCCCUACCUCUCCGUGCACAUGGACCCUGAAAUCCACCCCGACCCCACUGCCUUCAAGUACAAUCGCUUCCUCAACCCCAAUGGCAGCCGAAAAGUGGAUUUCUACAAGGCGGGCAAGAAGAUCCACCACUACACCAUGCCUUGGGGCGCAGGAGUCUCCGUCUGCCCGGGGAGGUUCUUUGCCUUCAGUGAGAUGAAGCUGUUUGUCCUACUCAUGGUCAGAUACUUUGACCUGGAGCUGGUGGAUCCUGACACUCCCGUGCCCCCUAUGGACCCGCAGCGCUGGGGUUUUGGCACCAUCCAACCCAGCCACAGUGUGCGUUUUCGCUACCGCCUCCAGCCUACGGAGUGAGCUCAGUCAGUCCAGCUGCUGGCCUGGCCAGAGGGGCUUGCUUGGGAUCUCCUACCUCCUCUCACCCCUCUGCAGCCACAGUCCCCCACUGACUGGCCCUCCCUCUGGUUCUGAGGCACCCUCUACCUCUGUUCUGAUUGUUUCUUACGCCCUGACCUCCUUGUCAUCUCUCUUUAAAGCAUCAUCUCUCCUGAGAAGUUUUGCAGAACCCUCCUCCCUCAGGAAGUCCAGUGGAAGGGGAAUCUGUGGGCAAUUCAGUUUUGGAGAUGCUGUCUGCCUCGAGCAGUCCUGCUGUGUAGAGACUUGUUUCCGUGAGUAACGUGGCAUCUGUCACAUGCGAGCCGUCACCCUCCUACCCCGUUGUGUUUUCUCCCCAAUAAUGUUCCAUCCUGUAGAAUUGAGGUUCUAGAACAGUGUCAUCCAGUAGAAAUUUGAGCGAGUCAGGGGCAUCAUCUUUCAUUUCCUAGGACACGCAUUUUAAAAAGCCAAAAGAAACAUGAAAUUCAUUUGUAGAAUGUAUUCGACUUAACCCGGUAGAGCCAAAAUGUUAGCAUUUCAACACACAAUCAAUUUAAAGCAUAUUAGUGACAUAUUUGUACAAUCUUUUUUCCACCCUGUUGGAAUCAGGAAUGUACUUUAUUCUUACAGUACUUCUUGGUUCAGACUAGCCACCUCCCAUAGGCUCAUUAACCCCAAGUGGCUAGGCGCUCCCACACUAAAGAGCCCAGGUUCAGAGAAAUGCAGCCUUUGGUAUUGGAGUGAUGUAAGGUCCCAUCUCGGUGUCCUUGUCUCCUUUCUGUUCUCCCCCCUUGGGGUGGUCUUGGCCCUCCCUUGGUUUCCACAACCACUGCUGAGCUCAGAGCUUUCACCUACCCCCCUCCUGCUCUCUGCAUGGGAGUCUCGUAACACCUCUGACUCAGCUUGACCCAUGCACAACUUAGCCUCUGCCCUGAGUCACUCUGUCCUCCUGAUUUCCCUGCCUCUCCCUGCUCAGCACACUGUCACCCACCAGGCUCCCCGUGGGAGAUCCAGAGGCGCCUUCUCCUCCUCCUCUCUCCUGUCAGCUCAGCCCCCUCUGAAAGUGUCCACCCUGACCUGACUGCCAUUCUUACACCUGUGCCCUCUACACUCCUGUCCAUCCAGGCCUUUCAGGCCCUCUGUUCACACUGCUACCAGAGGUGUCUUUUCAAAAGUGUAUUCAUUCAUGUUUCACAUGCGAGAGAGAAAGAGAGAGAGAGAUAGGCAGCACCCCCAGUAGACAGGGUCUCCAUGCCACAAUCUGCCCCAGCCCCAGCCAGCUGAGAUCGAAGGCAUUCAUGCUGGACAUGCUCAGAGAGGCCUCAUGACCUUUCCUUUUUCCCUACAUUGGUCCAGUUGCACCACCGCCAUCACAGUUCAGCUUUGCCAACUUUCUCCAAUAGAACCACCCCUAAAGUAGAGGCAGUGCUUGUACUACCAGCCCCAGUGCUACUACUCCUGGAAGCCUUCCUGGAUUUUGCUCACCCCACCCUCUCGCCAGAAAUGGCCUCCACCCUGGAGCUCCCCCAGUACUGGAUGGAUCCCAACACCUGUUAUGUGUGAUUGCUUCCUGCCUUUUUGUUUUUUCCUCCUGCUCCCUGCCCCAGACUGGGGCAUGUUCUCUUAUUCAUCCAUCUCUGACCCCCAAGUCUCUAAACGUGGAUUAAAUUGUGGAAACCUGA